Fusarium tjaetaba is the source of this 1077-nucleotide messenger RNA. RefSeq names its product aldehyde reductase II. Gene Ontology annotation, molecular function: oxidoreductase activity, acting on the CH-OH group of donors, NAD or NADP as acceptor. NCBI's taxonomy places the organism in Eukaryota, Fungi, Ascomycota, Sordariomycetes, Hypocreales, Nectriaceae. The record is from RefSeq and is a predicted model, not a curated record. Bases 1 to 1077 code for a protein of 358 amino acids. The transcript has a single exon.
AUGUCUUCUGUCCCACCUGGAGGUCUGAUCCUCAUAACAGGCGCUAAUGGCUACAUAGCUAGCGUCGCUGUGCAAGUCUUUCUCCAGCGUGGCUAUCGCGUCCGCGGUACCGUUCGCUCCAUCACAGCAAAUGUCUGGAUGAAGACAUUCUUCGGAUCCAAUUUCGAGCUCGUCGAGGUUCCUGACAUCUCGAUACCCGGUGCCUUCGACAAGGCACUCCAAGGUGUAGAUGGCGUGGCCCAUAUGGCUAUGAACAUGGACAUGAACCCGCAGAACCAAGGAGUCAUAGACGAUACCAUUAAUUCGAACCUGUCCCUUCUUGAAUCUGCGGUAAAAGUCCCCAGCGUCAAGAGUGUUGUUAUCACCUCAUCACUAGCUGCGUGCGCGCUUCCAACGACCGGCGAACCGUACAAGAUCGAUGCAACGACAUGGAACACCGAGGCAAUUGACCAGACGUCAGAGCCGUGGGAUGGUCAAGGGAACCCGAGAUGGCAUGGCAUUAUCCUGUAUGGAGCUGCCAAAGCCCGUGGCGAACAAGCCGCGUUUGCGUGGGUGCGCGAGCAUAAGCCAUCGUUUUCUUUCAACACGGUUGUCCCCAAUGUGAACUUCGGUAUCGCCAUAUCCCCCGAGAAUAUGAGCUACCGCAGCUCAGCCGCCGUCAUCGACGCUGUGGUGAAAGGAUAUCCCGAUGCGCCGUCUAUUCUACCAUCGCAGUGGUACGUCGAUGUCGAGGAUACAGCACUGCUGCACUUGGCGGCAUUGACACUCGACGAUGUUAACAACGAGCGACUUCUUGCUUUCGGUGGGAGAUAUUCUUGGACUGUGAUUCUCGAGAUACUUCAUCGACGGUUUCCGGGCAAGGUUUUGCUGCAGGAUGUCAAAGAGUCAGCGGUGGAUGCAGGAGAGGUGGAUAAUAAGAGGAGUGCUGAUGUUUUGAAGAAGAUGGGGAAGUUGGAGGGGUUCACCAGUUUGGAACAAACUCUUGUCAAGGCCGUCAAAACGAUACUUGAGCAUAAAGGGAAGAAUGUGCCAAAGACGCAGAUUGAUUUGUACUAUGACUCUUUAGCAAAAGCAUAG